CCAACAGUGCAAGAGGGUUCCCUUUUCUCCACACCUUCUCCAGCGUUUAUUCUUUGUAGAUUUUUGAUGAUGGCCAUUCUGACCGGUGUGAGGUGAUACCUCAUUGCAGUUUUGAUUUGCAUUUCUCUAAUGAUCAGUGAUGUUGAGCAUCCUUUCAUGUGUUUCUUGGCAGUCCGUAUAUCUUCUUUGGAGAAAUGUCUGUUUAGGUCUUCUGCCCAUUUUUGGAUUGGGUUGUUUGUUUUUUUGAUAUUGAGCUGCAUGAGCUGCUUGUAAAUUUUGGAGAUUAAUCCUUUGUCAGUUGCUUCAUUUGCAAAUAUUUUCUCCCAUUCUGAGGGCUGUCUUUUGGUCUUGUUUAUGGUUUCCUUUGCUGUGCAAAAGCUUUGAAGUUUCAUUAGGUCCCAUUUGUUUAUUUUUGUUUUUAUUUCCAUUUCUCUAGGAGGUGGGUCAAAAAGGAUCUUGCUGUGAUUUAUGUCAUAGAGUGUUCUGCCUACGUUUUCCUCUAAGAGUUUGAUAGUGUCUGGCCUUACAUUUAGGUCUUUAAUCCAUUUUGAGUUUAUUUUUGUGUAUAGUGUAGGAAGUGUUCUAAUUUCAUUCUUUUACAUGUAGCUGUCCAGUUUUCCCAGCACCACUUAUUGAAGAGGCUGUCUUUUCUCCAUUGUAUAUUCUUGCCUCCUUUAUCAAAGAUAAGGUGACCAUAUAUGUGUGGGUUUAUCUCUGGGCUUUCUAUCCUGUUCCACUGAUCUAUAUUUCUGUUUUUGUUCCAGUACCAUACUGUCUUGAUUACUGUAGCUUUGUAGUAUAAUCUGAAGUCAGGGAGCCUGAUUCCUCCAGCUCCAUUUUUCUUUCUCAAGAUUGCUUUGGCUAUUCAGGGUCUUUUGUAAACAGACACUUUUCAUAUGAUCCAGCAAUCCUCCUCCUGGGAUUCACCCUAAAAAAUUAAAACUUAUAUUCCCUUAAAAAGCUGUACACAAAUAUUUAUAACAUCUCUAUUCAAAAAACAAAAUCUCUAUUCAAAAUAGGCCCAAACUAGAAACAACCCUAUUGUUCUUUGACAGGUAAAUUGAUAAACCGAUACAUCCAUACAAUGGAAUAAUAUUCCAUAAAAAAGAACUAACUCUUGUACAACAUGAAUGAAUCUCAAAAGCAUUAAUGCUAAGUGAAAGAAGCCAGUGGAAGAAGGUUAUGAUUCCAUUUAUAUGAAGUUUUAGAAAACGCAAAAGCAGGUUGCCAGGGGCCAAGAGAUUUAGGGGGAAGGGAUUGACUGCAAAGGCGCACAGGGAGCUUUUUGAGAUGAUCACAAUUUUUUUCUAUCCUGAUUGUGGUGGUAGUUACAAGAAUGACACAUUUUAAAAUACAUAUCAACUGUACACUAAAAAUGAGUGUGCUUUAUCACAUGUGAUUUAUACCUCAAUAAAGCUUAUUAUUAGAAACAAAAAAGGAAUGUGUUUAGAUUUUUUAUCAAUUGACCCAGGAGGAUGUCCGUGAUGUAUUGUUAUAGGAGAAAAGCAAGUUACAUAGUAGCACAUGUAGUGUGAUCACCUUAAAUAAAACAACACUGAAAAAACCCCUCUGUAUCCCUCUAUAUGUGUAGUGAUAUUUGCAAGCUUGUAGAGAAGUCUUGGGCAGAAGAACACACACUAAGCUGGUAACACUGGUUACAUCAUGUGGCUAAGAAAGAGGGGGAGAGUAUUACGUUUUUCUUUAUACAUCUUUGGAUAGUUUCAUGUUUUACAAUGAUUUAUCAUGAAAAUAAAGGGAAUAUGAAAAUAAUAAGGAGAUGUGUAUGUAGGAGGAACUUUGGUGGAGGGAGAGGUCCACUGUACCAGUGCAGGGAGGUCAAAGGGAUCAAGAUAAGGUCAUUAAACGUGACAAAAAGGAGAUCUUUGGUAACCUCCGAGAGAGCAUCUUAAGUAGUGAGGUGGGGGCAGAAGUCAGGAUGUGAUGCAUGGAAGAAAAGCAUGGACUGGAAAGAAAGGCUUUGGGUAUGGACCACUUGUUUAGGAAGUUUGGUUGUAAGAGGCAGUUAAGAAACAGACAGUUAAGAAGGGAGCCACAGCAACAGUUGGAGGGUUUUGUGAGUAGAGGACAAGGAUACUUAUGGCUUCUUGAAGGCCAAGAAAAGAGAACCAGGACUUCCCUGGUGGCUCAGUGGUUAAGAAUCCGCCUGCCAGUGCAGGGGACACAGGUUCGAGUCCUGGUCCAGGAAGAUCCCACAUGCCGCGGAGCAACUAAGCCCAUGUGCCACAGCUACUGAGCCUGCGCUCUAGAGCCCGCGAGCCACAACUACUGAAGUCCGCAUGCCUAGAACCCGUGCUCCGCAACAAGAGAAGCCACUGCAAUGAGAAGCUUGCGCACCGCAACAAAGAGUAGCCCCUGCUCGCCGCAACUAGAGAAAGCCCGAGCGCAGCAAUGAAGACCCAAUGCAGCCAAAAAUAUAAUAAUAAUAAAUAAAUAAAUUUAUUUAAAAAUAAUAAAAAGAAAAGAAAAGAGAACCAGUGGACAGGAGCUCACCAAAGGAACUGAAGAAUGGUAUAAAAUGGUGGUGAGACAGCCCUUGAGAUGGGAGGGGAGGGAUUGCAAGGACAGAAAUAAAGAGUUCUCAUUUCCCUAGAAUUCAGUUUUGUUUCAUUCACGGCUGUCACAGACCUAGGAACACACCUUUCCCAAUCCCUGUCUCUAGUCUAAAGAGCCCAACUUCCUAACAGGCAACUGGGCCCUGAUCUGGAGCAUCACCUGUGUGACCUAGUGCAGGUCACUCAGGCUCUGUAAACCUCAGUUUUCUCAUUAGUAAAAUGGGAUAAAUAAUAGUACCUACCUCAUAUUGUUGUUGUGAGAUAACGCAUUCAAAGAGCUUAGUUUGCUGCUCAACUGCUGGUCUGGGGGCAGUCUCUCUGACCUGUUGUGGCCUGGGCCGUAUAAUCAGUGAUGUCACAAUGCCCUACUAGACUCCAGCUUCUCUAUUAGGGAGUUGCAGAUCCUUUGGAGCUAAGGACUGGAACUGACAUGCGAGACCUCUCCCAACUGAGGGUUUCAUGAGCAUACUCCUUUGUCAAGAUCUUGGUGAAUAGUCUUUUGCUGUGCAAUCGUGUCUUAGAAAUUGUUUUACUUAUUAGCAUGAUCGUGCUUGGCUGGAUGCUUUUUGUUGGAUUUAUGGGCACAUUGGGCACAUUUCCAGAGUUUGUGCCUCCAACUCUGAAAUGGAAGGAGAGGUAGGCUGUUCAGGAGAGCAAGACACACCUGAGGAGCUGGAUUUUGGAUGAAGAUCUGCAGCUGUGAGUGGGCGUGAAGAUUCCGGUGGAAAUAAGCAAAGAUGAUCCUGGUGAAGUAAUGCAGCUCUGAAGCUUUCCUGACCAGCUGUAGUACUGUUCCUGUUGGUUUCACAUAAAGUAAUUGCGUACCA
Orcinus orca (killer whale) is the source of this 3400-nucleotide messenger RNA. It is a transcript of the gene MISFA, whose product is annotated as mitochondrial sheath formation associated. NCBI's taxonomy places the organism in Eukaryota, Metazoa, Chordata, Mammalia, Artiodactyla, Delphinidae. The record is from RefSeq and is a predicted model, not a curated record.